Molecule: messenger RNA, 1314 nt
Organism: Diaporthe amygdali
Lineage: Eukaryota; Fungi; Ascomycota; Sordariomycetes; Diaporthales; Diaporthaceae
Product: dockerin type 1
Exons: 1
Coding region: 1-1314 (437 amino acids)
Source: RefSeq, a predicted model, not a curated record
AUGUUGCUCACCAAGCAAGCAUUAGCCGCUGCGUUUUUGCAGGCUCUCGGUGUCAUUGCGGUGCCCCUCGAUUCAACAGCAGUUCUCAAGCCUGCAACACCAGCUCGCGCAGCCGCGCCCCCGGCGACGUUCACGGCAAAUGCAAAUAUUGGUCCUGGAGGAAGCACUUACACGGACUCACCGCAUUUCCGUGUCUAUGGAGCUACCGGAACAACUGCCACCAAUGCGCUGAACAUGCUCGAAGCUGCCUACAGCUGCUUUGUCGACACCCUUGCCUGGCGUUCCUCAGGGCUCUCUUACAACGAUGCCACUGACGCUGGACCGUGGACCAAAGUGAAUGUGUACUCUGUCUCAACCCUGACAGGUGCAGCCGGCGUCAUGCAUUCUGAUUAUAACACCGGUAUGAGCUGGCUUGAGGUCGUGAACAACUACCUAGCAGUGCCUGGAGUCACCGUCCACGAGUACGGCCAUGGAUUGACUUACCACGAGAAGAAUUGGGUGGAUCAAGGACGGACAGGUGCUUGGUGGGAGACUGUUGCCAACUGGGUUGCAGACACUUAUAAGACUUCCCCUCUCUGUGCCAGCGCGAGAUCAAAAUACAGCCAGUCCACCAGCGCCACCGAGAUCAACCUGAACAAAGUCAUCGGAGAUUCCUUCCAAGUUCUAGUAGACGGAACUGCUGGCUCCGGAAACUACUAUGAGGCAUGGCCAUUCCUCAGCUACCUGACUUACAACCUUGACAACUUCGCCGGACUCGGCACAAACACGAUUCGCGAAUCAUUCCGACAAUACAGCAAGGGAAGUAACGAGACCCCCCUCCACACCUUUGCUCGGCUUUCCACCGGUGCCACCAUUCAAAAGGUCGUCGGUCGCUACUGGGCGCGCAUGGCAUACGUUGAUAUUGGCCACCCAACGGCGCAGUCCGUGUUCCUCAGCCAGCGCGGACAAAUCAAUUAUUCCAACCUCGACAGCCAAGGAAACGGCGUGUACAAAGUCAAGGCAGCCCGCCAGCCUCGUUACAUGGGCGCAAACAUCAUCCCACUCAAGAAGUCCGGCACCGUCACUGUCACAGCUAAGAUUACCACCAGCGGUACAUACACCGCGACCCUCGCUGUGCGCAACACCAGCUCCGGUGCGACGCGUUACAUCGAUUUUGCCAGCGGGUCGGCUUCGACUUCAGUCACAAGCUCCGAGGAGGCCUCUGUGGUUGUUGCCAACACCCCUGCUCUUAUUCAAUAUGACCCCUUCAACAUCGGCAGCGAUGUUAACGCGGGCCUGGACUACACUCUGACUCUGACUGGUGCCACGGCAUAG